This is a messenger RNA of Trichoderma aggressivum f. europaeum, 498 nucleotides long. RefSeq lists its product as uncharacterized. Lineage: Eukaryota; Fungi; Ascomycota; Sordariomycetes; Hypocreales; Hypocreaceae. The record is from RefSeq and is a predicted model, not a curated record. Gene Ontology annotation, biological process: RNA processing. The transcript has 2 exons. Bases 1 to 498 code for a protein of 165 amino acids. Gene Ontology annotation, molecular function: ribonuclease III activity.
AUGUCUAAUCAAACUGUACAAGACAUCCUCCAGUACCAGUUUCGAGACUCCAAACUUCUCGAGGAAGCUCUCCGGGCCCCAGGCACAGACCCGGGAACAACCCGCCAGAACCCAAGAGCACAUGGAAAUAAAGGUCUGGCCAUGAUUGGGGACGCCGUCCUCCGACUCGCCGUAGUCGACGAUGGCAUCGUUGACGGGAAAACUACCCAGAGCUGCCAUCAACUGUGUGUGGCCGAAAUCUCGAAUAUCGCAUUGAGCAAAACGCUGAAGAAAUGGGAAAUCGGUCGAUUUGUCAAGCUGCAUCCAGGUCAAAAGGGUGUCAUAUCUCCUGGCACAGGCGCCUCCACCGCUGAGGCGCUGGUCGGGGCUGUGUGGAUUGAUUCGGGUCGUGAUUUCACCACGGUCCAUCGCGUCAUCCACAAUCUCGACAUUGCCAGUGAAUUCUUGCAAACUGGAAAUCACUUAUGUGGCAAGGCAGAGACGGUUGUGGCAGCAUAA